AAUUCGAAAGUGGAGUUCUCUAUGUUCAUGAAACGUUCACAUUGAACUACAUUGCUGCAUUUUUUAAUCCUCCGUAGAUAACAUUUUAUAUAUUUUAUGUAUGUUGAUUUCACGCUACGUUCGGAGCAUUGCUCAGCAUUGUUAUAAGGACUCACACGUCAAAAUCCUGUCAGGCAGAGGAUGUUUAUUUAUCCGUGAUUCUCGUUCCAAUGUUGACAACACAUGCCAGAAAGAAAAUAACACGAUAUAUCACUUCUGUAAUAUAUGAAAAAGGUUUUCUGACGUGAAAAUUGCGCCUUUUCGGAACAAUUAGAUUAUCAGUAGAUUUAUUUUUUUCUUGAGAGGGAUACAUCAGAUUUGAAGACUGUCAGCAGUCAGAUCUCUUACGUUUGUUGGCGCAAGAAGGACUGUCUGUCCCGGCGGGCUUUAUUAGCAAGCAGGAUUCAUUCUAUAGUUAGAUAAAUUCGCGGUGGGCCGAAAAUAAACGCGGAACCGGCGUGACGCCGGGAGCAGACGUCUCUUUUGACACGAUCGUAGUGCUUGGAAGGCUCAGGAAUCGCAUUAUGUCGUCCCUCGUGCAAAUAGACGGCAGUUUGGGCGAGGGUGGCGGACAAGUGUUACGAAUUGCUCUCAGCUUGAGCACGCUCUAUGGCAUCCCCAUCGAAAUCGAGAAUAUACGCGCUGGAAGGCCCAAGCCCGGUCUCGCGGCACAACAUUUAAAAGGUGUGGAACUUGUUAAGGAGAUGUGUAAUGCCCAAGUCAGAGGUGGAUACAUAGGAUCGACACGUUUGGAAUUCCGUCCGGGUCCACUAAACAAAACCAAGAGAACGUUUGUAGCGGACACAAAAACUGCUGGAUGCAUUUGCUUACUGGCGCAAGUAGCACUGCCGUGUGCCCUCUUCUUUCCAUGUAACGAUACGAUCACGCUCAUCUUUAAGGGUGGAACGAACGUUCCUAUGGGGCCACACAUAGAAUAUCUGACAGAAGUGUUUAAACCAUUGCUGAACAAAUUCGGAGCAGACUUUGAUUUUGUAGUUGUGAAGAGGGGAUAUUAUCCAAAGGGAGGAGGCGAGGUGCAUUUACGCAUAAAACCGAUCAGUAGCUUAAACGCGGUUACUUUAAUUGAUCUGGGAAAUCCUCGGGGAAUAACAGGAUGGUCUUAUGUGGCUGGGUCAGUUCACAUAAAUGAGGCGCAUACAAUGGCCAACGAUGCCAAAGCAAUUUUAACAAAUAAAUUAGUGAAAAGCAAUAUUCGAGUACCACCAAUUACAAUCGAAGCUUACAGGGAAGACAGAGCAAUGGCUGUUGGAAACGGCUCUGGUAUCAAUAUAGUGUGUAACACCAGCACGGGAUGCGUUCUCGGCGGCUCCGGAUUAGGUUCUGGAAGACAAGAAGGACCGCCGGCAGGUGAAACAGCGGCUAACGAGAUUUUAAAGCCGCUCCUGGCAGGGGCGUGUGUUGACGAACACACGCAGGAUCAGAUGAUAAUUUUAAUGGCACUGGCGAAAGGUACUUCGCAGAUCAAAGUCGGAGACAAGAAGCUCACUUGUCACACGGAAACUGCUAUGCAGGUUGCAGAGAUAAUGUUGGGUAAACGUGGACUUCGCUUCAAUUUGUCAAAAAGUGCCGAAGAUGGGGACACUUCGUCUUACACCUUGGAGUGUCAGGGAUGUGGGUUGAUUAACGAUAAUCUGGUUAAACAAUGA
Trachymyrmex cornetzi is the source of this 1706-nucleotide messenger RNA. It is a transcript of the gene Rtca, whose product is annotated as RNA 3'-terminal phosphate cyclase. Lineage: Eukaryota; Metazoa; Arthropoda; Insecta; Hymenoptera; Formicidae. The record is from RefSeq and is a predicted model, not a curated record. The coding region runs from base 564 to 1706 and encodes 380 amino acids. Gene Ontology annotation, cellular component: nucleus. Gene Ontology annotation, biological process: RNA processing. Gene Ontology annotation, molecular function: RNA-3'-phosphate cyclase activity. The transcript has 8 exons.